AUGUUUGCAGCGCAUGCGUAUUCCUCGUUCUUCGGAUGCCGGACAGUGAGGGUUCUCUUCAUGAGGGCUUCUGGGGUUCACGUUGCUGUGUCAUCUCGACUGAAGUUACAUCAGCGAUUUCACACUGGGGAGAAGCCGUUCGCCUGCUCAGACUGUGGAAAGGGAUUCACUCAGUUGUCCAACCUACAGUGUUACCAGCGAGUCCACACUGGGGAGAAGCCAUUCACAUGCUCUGAAUGUGGAAAGGGAUUCACUCAGUCAUCCAACCUACAGAGUCACCAGCGAGUCCACACUGGGGAGAAGCCAUUCACCUGCUCUGAAUGUGGGAAGGGAUUCACCCAGUCAGCUAAACUGAAGGAGCAUCAGCGAGUUCACACUGGGGAGAAGCCAUUCAUUUGCUCUGAAUGUGGGAAGGUAUUUGCUCGGUCAUCUGAACUGAAGUUACAUCAGCGAGUUCACACUGGGGAAAAGCCGUUUACUUGCUCUGAGUGUGAGAAGGUAUUUUCUCGGUCAUCUGAACUGAAGUUACACCAGCAAAUUCACUCUGGGGAGAAGCCAUUCACUUGCCCUGAAUGUGGGAAAGGAUUUGCUCGGUCAUCUGAACUGAAGUUACAUCAUCGAGUCCACACUGGGGAGAGGCCAUUCACCUGCUCUGAAUGUGGGAAGGGAUUCACUCACUCGUCCAACCUACAUAGACACCAGCGAGUUCACACUGGGGAGAAGCCAUUCACAUGCUCUGAAUGUGGGAAAGGAUUCACCCAGUCAUCUGAACUGAUGCUACAUAAGCGAGUUCACACUGGGGAGAAGCCGUUCGCCUGCUCUGAAUGUGGGAAGCAAUUUGCACAGUCAGCUAAACUGAAGGAGCAUCAGCGAGUUCACACUGGGGAGAAACCAUUCACCUGCUCUGAAUGUGGGAAGAGAUUUGCUCGGACAUCUGACCUGAAGUCACAUCAGCGAGUUCACACUGGAGAGAAGCCAUUCACUUGCUCAGACUGUGGAAAGGGAUUCACUCACUCGUCCAACCUACAGAGACACCAGCGAGUUCACACUGGGGAGAAGCCGUUCACGUGCUCUGAAUGUGGGAAGGGAUUUACCGAUUCAUCUCAACUGAAGUUACAUCAGCGAAUUCACUCAGGGGAGAAGCCGUACACUUGCUCAGAAUGUGGGAAGGUAUUUGCUUGGUCAUCUGAACUGAAGUUACAUCAGCUAGUUCACACUGGAGAGAGGCCGUUCCGCUGCUCUGAAUGUGGGAAAGGAUUCAUUCGUUCAUCUCUGCUCUUGAGAUAUAAGCAAAUUCACACUGGGGAGAAGCCGUUCAUCUGCUCAGAAUGUGGAAGUGAUUCACCCAUUCAGCUCAAAUGAAGGAACAUCAGUGACUUCACACCGGGGAAUGGCCAUUCACCUGCUCUGAAUGUGGGAAGGGAUUCAUUAAGUCAACCCAAUUCAAGAAACAUUAGUUUGUUCACACUGGGGAGAAGUCAUUCACAUGCUCUGAAAGUGGGAAGGGAUUCGCUCAGUCAUUCAAAUUUGUGAGGCACUACCAAAUUCACACUAGGGAGAAACUGUUCACCUGCUCAGAUUGUGGGAAGGAAUUCACUCAGUUAUGAGACUUCAAAGUACAUCAGAAAAUUCAUACUGGGGGAUGCCACUCACCUGUUCUGAAUGUGGGAAAGGAUUCACUCAGACUUCUUAAUUAAGAUUCUAAGAUAUAGGAGCAGAAGUAGGCCAUUUGGCCUUUCAAGUCUUCUCUGCCAUUCAGCCAUGGGCUGAUCCAAUCAUCCCCACUCCUCUGCUUUCACCCCCAUCCCCUUUGAUGCUGGGGCUAAUCAAGAACCUAUCUAUCUAUGCCUUAAAUACACCGAAUGACUUGGCCUUCACUGUUGCUCGUGGCAACAAAUUACACAGAUUUACCACCCUCUGACUAAAGUGAUUUCUCCUCAUCUCUGUUUUAAAUGAACAUCCUUCAAUCCUGAAGUUGUUCCUUCUUUCCUAGACUACCCUACCAUGGGAAAUAACUUUCCCAUAUCUAAUCUGUUAAGAGCUUUUAACAUUCGGAAUGUUUCAAUGAGAUCACCAUCUCCCUCCCCGCCAACCCCCCCCCCCCCCAAAGUUUCUCCUGAAAUCCAGGGAAAACAGCCCAAGAGCUGCCAGAUGCUUCUUGUACAGUACUCCUUUCGUUCCUAGAAUCAUUCUUGUGCUGUCCAAUGUCACGACAUCCUUCCUAAAAUAAGGGGCCCAAAACUGCACACAAUACUCCAAGUGUGGUCUAAUGAGCGCCUUAUAGAUCCUCAACAUCACAUCCCUGCUCUUAUAUUCUAUACCUCUAGAAAUGAAUGCAUUCGCCUUCUUCACCACCAACUCAAUCUAGAGGUUAACCUUUAGGGUUUCCUGCAUAAGUACUCGCAAGUUCCUUUGCAUCUCUGCAUUUUGAAUUCUCUCCUGAUAUAUAUAAGCAUCUGCCUGUUUAUUUCUUCCACCAAAGUGCAUGACCAUACACUUUCCAACAUCAUAUUUCAUUGGCUACCUCUUUACCCAUUCCCUUAAACUAUCUAAAUCUCUCUGCAGGCUCUCUGUUUCCUCAGCACUAUCCACUCCUCCACCCAUCUUUGUAUCAUCAGCAGAUUUAGCCACAGAUCUAUUAAUCACAUAGUCGAAAUAAUUGACAUACAGCGUAAAAAGCACUGGUCCAAACACCGACCAUUGGAACUCCAGUUGUAACCGGCAGCCAGAAUAGGAUCCCAUUAAUCCCACUCUGUUUUCUGUUGAUCAGCCAAUGCUCCACCCAUGCUAGUAACUUCCCUCCAAUUCCAUGGUCUCUUAUCAUGCUAAUAGCCUCAUGUGCAGCACGUUGUAAAAGGCCCAAUGAAAAUCCAAGUACACCAUAUGUACUGCAUCUCCUUUGUCUACCCUGCUUGUAAUUUCCUCAAAGAAUUGCAGUAGGUUAGUCAGGCAGGACACACAAAAUGCUGGUGGAACACAGCAGGCCAGGCAGCAUCUAUAAGGAGAAGCACUGUCAUCGAAGGGUCUCGGCCCGUAAACACUGGGUGACAGUCAAGAGAGGCAAGGGGAGCAGACAGAGAGAGAAGAGCACCCCUGUGACCGUUCCCAUCAAAAAUAAAUAUACCGUUUUGGAUACUGUUGGUGGGAAUGACCUACCAGGAACAAGCUGCAGUGGUCCUGUCUCUGGCACUGAGGUUGGACUCUUGACUAGGAAGUGGAGGAGGGAAGAGAAGAGAGCGGUAUUGAUAGGGGAUUCUAUAGUCGGGGGGCAGAUAGGAGAUUUUGUGGGGAAGAUCGGGAGUCUCAGAUAUUAUGUAGCUUCCCUGGUGCUGGGGUCCGAGACAUCUAAGAUCGGGUGCAGGUUAUUCUCAAGAGGGAGAGCAAGAAUCCAGUUGUUGUGGUCCAUGUAGGGACCAAUGACGUGGGUAGGAUGAGUGAGGGGGUCCUGCGUAGGGAGUUCAGGGAGUUAGGUGCGAAGCUGAAGAGCAGGAUCUCCAGUGUAACAAUCUCAGGAUUGCUACCUGUGCCAUGUGCGAGUGAGGCAAGGAACAGAAGGAUUAUAAAGAUUAAUACGUGGCUGAGAGGAUGGUGCAGGAGAGAGGGCUUCUGGUUUGUAGAUAAUUGGGCUUUGUUCCAGGGAAGGUGGGAUCUGUUCCGAAGGGACGGUUACACCUGAACCGGAGUGGUACUAACAUUCUUGCAGGGAAGUUUGCUAGUGCUUCAUGGGGGGUUUAAACUAAAUUUGCAGGGGGCAGGGAUCCAGAAUUCGUGAGAGGAUAGUGAGAGGGAGAAUAAAGGACAGGUGGGGACUACAUGGUUCUGGAAUAUUAAGUGUGUAGUUGAGGAAGGUGGGGCGGAACAAGUGAUAAGGAGGACUCAUGUACAGAGGGAUGGUCUGACGGAACAUGGAGUUAAAUGUGUUGAAAGAAUAAGUAAAUUUAGGAAGGACAACAAAAUUCUAGGGGUGUAUAGCCCGAUGGGAGUUCAGGGAGCUGGGUUAAGCACAAUAGGCAGUGAUUCAAACAGAGAGAGCAGAAAUGGGCUAAAAAUUCUAUAUCUGAAUGCACAAAGUGUCAGAAAUAAGGCGGAUGAGCUUGAAGCUCAGGUGCGAAUGGUUAACUAUGAUGUUGUUGGGAUAACGGAGACAUGGCUGCAGGGAGAUCAGACCUGGGAAAUGAAUGUACAAGGGUAUACAUGCUAUCACAGGGACAGAAAUGUGGGCAGAGGGGGUGGGGCAGCCCUGUUGGUGAGGAAUGAGAUUCUGUCCUUUGCAAGGGGGGACAUAGAGUCAGGAGAAGUAGAGUCUGUGUGGAUAGAACUGAGGAACAGUAAGGACAAAAGGACCCAAAUGGGUGUUGUCUACAGGCCACCAAACAGUAGCAUGGAUAUUGGGUGGAAGUUGAAUAGGGAGUUAACAUUGGCAUGUGGCAAAGGUAAUGUUGCAGUAGUUAUGGGGGAUUUCAAUAUGCAGGUGAACUGGGAGAAUCAGGUUGGUGUUGGACCACAGGAUAAGGAGUUUGUAGAGAGCCUACGGGAUGCAUUCUUGGAACAGCUUGUACGAGAGCCGACCAGGGACAAGACUAUUCUGGAUUUAGUGUUGUGUAAUGAACAGGAUUUGAUAAGCGAUCUUGCAGUAAAGGAGCCAUUAGGAGGAAGUGAUCAUAAUAUGAUAAGCUUUUAUCUGCAAUUUGAGAAGGACAAGGGCAGAUCGGAUGUGUCAGUGUUGCAGAUGAACAUGGGAAACUAUGGAGCCAUGAGGGAGGAGCUAGCCAAAGUUGACUGGACGAAUAGCCUAGCAGAAAAGACAGUGGAACAGCAAUGGCAGGUAUUCUUGGGAAUAAUGCACAAGGUGCAAAGUCAGUUCAUCCCCCAGAGAAGGAAGGAUUCAAAGGGGGGAAAGGGGCCACAGUGGUUGACAAAGGAAGUCAGAGAAUGCAUAGCAUUAAAAAAAAGGAAAUAUGACAGAGCUAAGGUGAGUGGGAGGACAGAUGAUUGUGAAGUUUUUAAGGUACAACAGAACUUAACUAAAAAGACAAUACGGGGAGAAAAAAUGAGGUACGAACGCAAGCCAGCCAGGAAUAUAAAUGAAGAUAGCAAAAGCUUUUUUUAGGUAUGUGAAGAAAAAGAAGAUAGUUAAGAACAAUGUUGGGCCCUUGAAGAAUGAAUUGGGUGAAAUUGUUAUGGGAAACAGAGAAAUGGCAGAAGAAUUUAAUGAUGAGUACUUUAGAUCUGUUUUCACUAAGGAAGACACAAGCAAUCUCCUAGAUGUAUGGAUGCGCCAAGGACAUAGGGUAACAGAGGAAAUUAAACAGAUUGACAUUCGGAAGGAAACAGUGAUGAGAAGACUGAUGGGACUGAAGGCUGACAAAUCCCCAGGUCCAGAUGGUCUGCAUCCUAGGGUACUAAAGGAGGUGGCCCUGGAAAUUGCGGAUGCAUUAGUAAUCAUUUUCCACUGUUCUUUAGAUUCAGGAUCACUUCCUGAGGGUUGGAGAAUAGCUAAUGUUAUCCCACUUUUUAAGAAAGGAGGGAGGGAGAAAACAGAACUAUCGACCUGUCAGCCUGACAUUGGUGGUGGGAAAGAUGCUAGAGUCCAUUAUUAAGGAUGAAAUAGUGGCAUAUCUAGAUAGCAGUGAUAGGAUUGGGCUGAGCCAGCAUCGAUUUACCAAGGGUAAAUCAUGCUUGACUAAUCUAUUGGAGUUUUUCGAGGAUGUAACCAGGAAGUUAGACGGGGGAGAUCCAGUGGAUGUAGUGUAUCUCGAUUUUCAGAAGGCAUUUGAUAAGAUCCCACAUAGAAGAUUGGUGGGUAAAAUCAAAGCUCAGGGCACUGGGGGGAAGGCUUUGACAUGGAUAGAAAACUGGUUGGCAGAUAGAAAGCAAAGGGUAGCGGUGAAUGGGUGUUUCUCGGAAUGGCAGGUGGUGACUAGUGGGGUGCCACAGGGCUCAGUAUUGGGACCACAGCUGUUUACCAUUUACGUUAAUGAUUUGGAUGAAGGCAUAGGAAAUAACAUCAGCAAAUUUGCUGAUUAUACUAAGCUGGGUGGCAGUGUGAAUUGAUGAGGAUGUUAGGAGAAUUCAGGGUGACUUGGAUAGGCUGGGAGAGUGGGCAGAUACUUGGCAGAUGGCGUUUGAUGUGAAUAAGUGUGAGGUUAUCCACUUUGGUAGUAAGAACAGGAAGGCAGAUUAUUAUCUGAACUGUGUAGGGUUGGGUAAGGGAGAAAUACAAAGAGAUCUCGGAGUCCUUGUUCAUCAGUCACUGAAGGUGAAAGAGCAAGUGCAGCAGGCAGUGAAGAAGGCUAAUGGAAUGUUGGACUUUAUUACAAAGGGAAUUGAGUACAAGAGCAAGGAAGUCCUCUUGCAUUUGUACAGAGCCCUGGUGAGACCACACCUGGUGUAUUGUGUACAGUUUUGGUCUCCAUGGUUAAGGAAGGACAUCCUGGCUGUAGAGGAAGUGCAGCGUAGAUUCACGGGGUUAAUUCCUGGGAUGUCUGGACUGUCUUACGCAGAGAGGUUAGAGAGACUGGGCUUGUACACGCUGGAAUUAAGGAGAUUGAGAGGGGAUCUGAUUGAAACAUAUAAGAUUAUUAAGGGAUUGGACAAGAUAGAGGCAGGAAAUAUGUUCCAGAUGCUGGGAGAGUCCAGUUCCAGAGGGCAUGGUUUGAGAAUAAGUGGUAGGUAAUUUAUGACAGAGUUAAGGAUAAACUUCUUCUCCCAGAGAGUUGUGGGGGUCUGGAAUGCACUACCUCGGAAGGUAGUGGAGACCAGUUCUCUGGAUGCUUUCAAGAAGGAGCUAGAUAGGUAUCUUAUGGAUAGGGGAAUCAAGGGAUAUGGGGACAAGGCAGGAACCGGGUAUUGAUGGUAAUUGAUCAGCCAUGAUGUCAAAAUGGCGGUGCAGGUUCGAGGGGCCGAAUGGUCUACUUCUGCACCUAUUGUCUAUUGACAUCAGAAAUGUCCUUCUUCAAAGAAUCCAUCUUUGUUGUUGAUAUCACUCCCAAAGGCUCUGUUUCCUUAAAAUCCUCCUUUACACCGUCCCCCAGUUUCCUUAACACUGAUGGAGUCCCUCUUGUCUGUAACUGGAACCCAUUAGAAUCCAACACAGGAUUCUCCGCAACUUCUGACCCCACCAAACUCACCCUUACCUCCCCUCCCCGCACCAAAUUUCUGCUUUCUGCAAGGAUUCCAUUCGACUCUCCCCACUAAUCUCCCUCCUUGAGCUUAUCCCUACAACUGAGGGGAGUUCUACACACUCCCAUUUACUUCCUCCCUCAGCCCCAUUCUGGAUCACAAACAGUCUGUCGAGGUGAGGUAACACUUCACCUGUGAGUCUGUCAGAUGGAUCUACUGUAUUUGAUGCUCCCUUUGCGGCCUCCUGUACAUCAGUGAGACCCAAUGUAGAUUGGAAGUCCACUUUGUCAAGUACAUUAGCUCUGUCUGCAACAAACGGAAUUUCCUGGUCUCCAAAUAAGUGUAAAUCUGCAGAUGCUGGAUAUCCAAGCAAGGCACACAAAUACUUUUCAAUUAUUUCAAGUUCUCUGGCCCUGAUAAUCUUAUAGUUCAUAUACACCUCCACCUCCUGCCAGAAAAGCCACAGAGCUCUCAGUCCAUCUGGACACAGACUCAUCGAGUUCCCCUUCACCACCACUCUCCUGCUGUUUGUUUCACUUGUCUUCUUUCUUUGAGCUGAGCUCCACCAUCACUUUUACUGUCAUCUUGCAGUAAUCUGGUGUUGGUCACGUGUGAAUGAUUUGUAGGAGAAAGUAAAUGGAAAGUGAGGUUGUGGAUGAUACUAAGCUGGUCUGUGGUGAAAGUGAGGGUUGUCUGAAGUUACAGUGGGAUGGAGAGCAGCUGGGAAAGUUGUCCAAGUGAUUGCAAGUGUUUCUCAAAAACAUUCUCAGGAGCUGAAAUAAGACCAUAAUUCAUCAUUCAUAAUUAUGAAUUCUUCAUUCAGAUGAAGAGACAGCUUCCCUUGGGGCUUUGGAUUCAAUCAGAAAAGACUGGUGCACUAAAGUUCAGUUCAUCAGGUUGGAGGGUACCAAGAUAGAAUAUAAGGUCUCACUCCUCCAUCCUGAGCGUGGCGUCAUCAAUUAGGGGAACAAUUCUUCGAGCAGAUUAGCACCAUCGGUCAGAGGCAGAACUUCUCAGUGCCAAUCAUUUUAAUAGUGAUUUUCAUUCCCAUUCUGACCUGUCGAUCCAUGGCCUCCUCUUGUGUCUUGAUGAGACCACCGUCAGCUUGGAAGUGAACACUUUAUAUUUGGUCUGAGUACUCCAACCUGAUGGCAUGAUUAUUGAUCUCUCCUUCCGAUAAACAAUAUCCACAUCCCGUCUUCCGCUAUUCCCCACUCUGACCUUUCACUUGCCCUGGGUCCCCUCCUCCUUUCCUCUCUACCAUAGUCCAUUCUUCUCUCCAACCCUUGACCUUUCCCAACCAACUAGCUUCACCUGUCACUUUCAAGCGAACCUCUUUCUUCUCCCCAUUUUUUUGUUUUAAAUUCUGCCGCCUUCUGGGUACUUCCAGCACCCAGAAGCAUAUGUGAUGCGUACGCAUCAGUGCCUUUUUCUCACUGUUAAAAUCAAGUAGGAGGUACAGAAGCCUGAAGGCACACACGAGGCAAUUCAGGCUCUCCGUUGUACAGGGCACAGAUGUUAUUGUCACUGGUGAACUGCGACUGAGGGACAAUUACUGUGAGAUCCGGACACAGUAUGGCUCCGUGCCCCGGGCAGCCUCGGUCCUUUCCCUCUCAUUCGGCUCCACAAUCCGUACACAGACCCCGGGAAGCUUUCUGCAGAAUGAUGAGCUUUUGCUAUCGCUAUUCCUAUGGCAUAUGGUCAUCGCUGGGUCCAUAGCGCAUAAAAGGGUCUCUUGAUUGUGGGGUCUUCUGGGUAAAGACACAGCCAUAUGUGACACACUACCUGCGCCUUCUGUGCCAGUAUAUAGAAGUGUUUCGAAGUGCAGGUGGAGGGAAUGUUUGUGGAUGGGUUUACAAGCACUGCCAAGCUAGUUAUCUAUUAGUAAUAAUGUAAUAAUAAAAAAUUAUUUCUUC
This is a messenger RNA of Hypanus sabinus (Atlantic stingray), 9038 nucleotides long. Its product is annotated as gastrula zinc finger protein XlCGF26.1-like. Lineage: Eukaryota; Metazoa; Chordata; Chondrichthyes; Myliobatiformes; Dasyatidae. Gene Ontology annotation, cellular component: nucleus. Bases 1 to 1362 code for a protein of 453 amino acids. The record is from RefSeq and is a predicted model, not a curated record. The transcript has 2 exons.